GGUAUACAGAUUGCAGAUCUCCAGCAACUGCAGCAACUUACACAGCAACUAACUCAGCAACAACAGCAACUUCAGUUGCAACAGCAGAUUCAACAACAAGUUACCAAUUCACCAGCAGUUAGUUCUGCUGCUAGCACCACCUCUGUAGUCUCUCAACAGGCCCCCAUCAGUAGUGCCACCCCUCAGUCCACACAGAUCCAGGCCUCGCCCCUAGCCACAACCACUCUACAGGGGCUGGCGGGGGCCCUCCAGGGCACACAGCAGAUUGUAUUCCUGAACCCUGCACAGCUUACCACAGGGCUUCAACCACUGUUGAUUCAAAACCAGGGAAUUCCAGUUCUUACUGCUGCUACAUUGGCUUCACUGACACAGCAAGUCCAGCAACAGCAGCAGCAGCAGCAGCAACAACAACAACAACAAGCCCAGCAACAACCAACAGCAGCUGUUCUGCAACAACUUCAGCAACUCCAGAAUGCAACCACACAACCACUUCAGAUACAGGUCCCUGCUGCCCAAUCUACUCCAGUUCAACAAAGUGGAACCCCUGUCAAAGUACAGAACACAAUGACCAAGAUCUCCAGCUCUUCUCAGAUAGUUCUACCAGCUGUGUCCACUACAAAUGCUACCAUCAAAACUCAGCCUGAAGAAAUGAAUUCCUCUGUGGAUGAGAUACCACCAGAAGAAAAUAUUGACUUAGAAGAACUUGAGCAGUUUGCUAAAACCUUUAAGAGGAGGAGAAUAGAACUAGGUUUCACACAGGGUGAUGUGGGCUUAGCUAUGGGAAAACUAUAUGGAAAUGAUUUCAGCCAGACAACAAUAUCAAGAUUUGAAGCUUUAAAUCUGAGCUUUAAAAAUAUGUGCAAGUUAAAACCCCUGUUACAAAAGUGGUUAAAGGAUGCGGACACGAUGUGUGCUAAUCUGAACACACCAGUGGGAGGGAGCCCAGGUGGCAAUGGUAAUAGUCUAUCUCCCGAAUCUGUGUCCAGGAGAAGGAAAAAGAGAACCAGUAUAGAAACUAACAUUAGAGUGGCCCUGGAAAAAAGCUUUCAACAGAAUCCCAAACCAUCCUCGGAGGAAAUCACUUCUGUUGCAGACACACUAAAUAUGGAAAAAGAGGUUGUACGAGUGUGGUUUUGUAAUAGAAGACAAAAACAGAAGAGGAUUAAUCCUCCAUCAAACUACAAUCCUCAGUUGUCUUCCCCUCUUUCUCCACCAAUUACACCUGUUCAAGUGAUGGCCACGCCCACAAAUCAGUUAACCACACCCACCUCUCAAGCCACCAUGACGCUUCCAACAAUCAUCAGUACUUCGACAGGCGCCACUCUUGUGGCUGCAUCCACGCCCUCUUCAGUGCCAGGAACCAAUCAGAACUUUAUCAUGGCCAAAAUCACACCUGCUUCUACCUCGGGAUCCAAUCAGGUCAUUUUGACACAAGCAUUACCAACUACAGUAUCUACCGCCCAGGGAAUUUCUUUACAACCUACACAACAAAUUAUUCCCCCUCAGAAAAUAGAAUUCACAACUUCAUAAGGAUUCUUAAAUUGGAGAUGUAUUUUUUAGAAUAUUUGUAAAACAUUCCAAAAAAUCGAAGAAGCAAAAACCAAAUAGAGCUGAAAUAUAUUUUUUAUGUAUUAAAAUACUUUUUAGAUUAUUUUUACUAGAUGAAUUUGAUGUAAAUAAUUUAUGAAAAAAAAUGCCAAAGAACCUGAAAUGUGGGCAUGUACUUCAUGUAAAUACAUUUAUAUGUUUUGAAUAAGAUUUUGUCUUCCAGUUUGUGAUUUCACCCACUUAAAAGGGUGUGUAAUCUGGUGGACAUUAUUCAAUUCUUUUAGGCAGAGAAAUGCAUUUUGUAUCAAAACUUUGCUAGAACUGUCCUCAAGUUGACUGUUACAAAUAUAUACCAUUGAUCUCACUAUAUUACUAUUAAGGCAUAAAACUACAGAAGUAAUUUGUCAGUUAGCUCUCAUCUUUCUUAUGGCUGACCUUGUUUUGAAUGGCAUAUUAUAUUUGGUCUAGUUGUUGAUCUGAUUUAAAAUCAAAUUGGUACAAAUGUAGAACAUAUGGAUUCUAUUUUUGUAUAAGCCUUCAUUUUUGUUAGUUUGUAUACUUCCACUUUUCUACAAAAGAAAUGAAAUUUAAACAAAUUCAAUUGAUGAAAAUACUUUUCAUUUGAGUUAAAAGAUGGCAUUUCUUUGAUCUGAUUUCCUAUUUUUGUUAUGUAAAAUGGAACUGAUGACUAUAGAUUAAAUAAACUAGUAUACAAUCGA
This is a messenger RNA of Saccostrea cuccullata (small rock oyster), 2267 nucleotides long. Its product is annotated as POU domain, class 2, transcription factor 1-like. NCBI's taxonomy places the organism in Eukaryota, Metazoa, Mollusca, Bivalvia, Ostreida, Ostreidae. Gene Ontology annotation, molecular function: DNA-binding transcription factor activity, RNA polymerase II-specific; RNA polymerase II cis-regulatory region sequence-specific DNA binding. The annotation marks the transcript as partial. The record is from RefSeq and is a predicted model, not a curated record. The transcript is spliced from 6 exons. Gene Ontology annotation, biological process: regulation of transcription by RNA polymerase II.